Messenger RNA from Cercopithifilaria johnstoni, 273 nucleotides. The record is from the annotation of a GenBank genome assembly. Lineage: Eukaryota; Metazoa; Nematoda; Chromadorea; Rhabditida; Onchocercidae.
AUGCCUACCCAUGCACGCCCCAACCCUCCAACGCCAAACCCCGCCACCUCCUCACCUUCCAUGCACCCCUUCCAGUUUGGCAAGCUCCUCCCAGUUGAAGCGUGUGCUGUCGACCUGCAAACAACGGCUAGCCGCGAAAUAUCGCACAGUUGGGGCGUUUACUUGCUGGCGUUGGUCGUUAGGGAAUUACGUGGGCAUGGGGUUGUUGAUACAGCUAAGAUUGAUGGUGUAGCAGGUGUCUCGGGUAGUGAGCGCUUCAGGAUUUUGUAUUGA